Phacochoerus africanus (Common warthog) is the source of this 3753-nucleotide messenger RNA. RefSeq names its product V-set domain containing T cell activation inhibitor 1 (gene VTCN1). The coding region runs from base 1313 to 2176 and encodes 287 amino acids. The transcript is spliced from 5 exons. Lineage: Eukaryota; Metazoa; Chordata; Mammalia; Artiodactyla; Suidae. The record is from RefSeq and is a predicted model, not a curated record.
UGAGGGUUUAACCCACAGGGAACUGUUUAAUCAAACAGUUUCUUGUGAGUCUGCCGUUCCUCUCUGGAGGGCUCAUCCCUGAGCGGAGAGGAGCUGGGUACAAUGAGCCUAUUCAGGGCGGCAAGUAAAAUGCCCAGUGCGUCCCUUUUCUCGGUAGCAUCAUUCUUUGCCUCCUGUGCCUCUCUUUUGUCCUGCCUAUUGCGUAACAUGAGCAUGGGUGUAGGGAGUGCAUGGGUUGCCAGCAGUGAGAGUGUGGCCGAGGACACCUGCCUGAUGACUUAGUCACCGGAGCAGGCAGCCCUGGGCAAGCUUCCCAGGAACUGCUCUGCCACUACGCAAGCCCUGCCCUGCACCUUCUCUUCUGUCUGAGUCACUUACCUCUCAUGGGUUGCCCUGGGCAGAGAGGAGAGACACACCCCAUUCAGGAGCCCUCACCCCAGGGAGGCAGGGUAGCAGGUAGUCGAGCGCAGAUUCUAGAGAAGAUUUGAAUUCCAGCUCUGCUACUUACCGACCGUGUGAAUUUAGAGAAGAUGCUUAACCUAUGUCAUUUCCUCACCUGUAAAACGGAGGUGAUAAAUGUGUUUACCUCGUAAGGUUGUCACAUGGAUAAAAGACAUAAUCCAUAAACAGCACCUAAAAUAACAUCUGCAACAUAAUUCUAGCACUCAGUAACUUCCUUAUUUGCUUAUUUCCCAAAUGUCAUUUGUUUAUCCGCUCAUUAAACACUGGCAGGAAAUGUUAUCAAGAAGCUAACUGUAGUUAUGUCUGGGUGGGGGCGUCACAGGGGAUUUUGUUGUCCAGUUUUUGCUUAUUUACAUUUUCUAAACUUUGUCCAAUAAAUAUGUGUUAAUUUUUUAAUAAGUGAAAACAAACUCACAGGGGAUCUACAGGCUGAGUGGGUACCAAGCGGAGACAUGACCAUUGCCCCUAGUGGACUUUAAAGUCUAAGGAAGGAGACAAAACAGGUAGAUUAAUGAUGUAAGGGGCUGGGUACAGAAGCAGUCCCCCCCCCCCACCGUGGCACCUAGCGUUUCAGAAAUGCCAUCAGUUUUUGCCCAGCUGCCUUUGUAUAUGGUCUUCACGGGUCUGGAAGGAGGAACGUAUGAUGACACACACAGUCAGAGAGAAGAGCCACUCCUUUCAUUAUCCCAGCGCCCCAGGGGGACGGGGAUGGAGGACGGAAUCCUUGACAUUUCUUUCUAAGACACCCACUCCUAGAAAAGGGCUUGUGCCAAAGAAAACAAUGAGAUUCUUUAGGUAGCACCUCUUAGAAAUAAGAAGUAUCAGCCCAGGAUGCAAAGCAGCAGGUCAAAUGGAACGAAGAAGUAAUUUCCUGUCUCUCUCUCUCUCUCUCCAUAGCAUUAUUAGCAUCAUCAUUAUUCUGGCUGGAGCAAUUGCAUUUAUCAUCGGUUUUGGUAUUUCAGGAAGACAUUCGAUCACAGUCACCACUCUCACCUCAGCUGGGAACAUCGGGGAGGAUGGAAUCCUGAGCUGCACUUUUGAACCUGACAUCAAACUCUCUGAUAUCGUGAUACAGUGGCUGAAGGAAGGUGUUACGGGCUUGGUCCACGAGUUCAAAAAAGGCAAAGAUGACCUGUCAGACCAGGAUGAGAUGUUCAGAGGCCGGACAGCAGUGUUUGCUGAUCAAGUGAUAGUUGGCAAUGCCUCUCUGAGGCUGAAAAAUGUGCAACUCACAGAUGCUGGUACAUAUAAAUGUUACAUCAUCACUUCUAAAGGCAAGGGGAAUGCUAAGCUCGAGUAUAAAACUGGAGCAUUCAGCAUCCCAGAGGUGAAUGUGGACUCUAACGCCAGCUCAGAGAGCUUACGAUGUGAGGCUCCCCGAUGGUUUCCCCAGCCUACGGUGGUCUGGACAUCCCAGGUUGACCAGGGAGCCAACUUCUCAGAAGUGUCCGACACCAGCUUUGAGCUGAACCCUGAGAAUGUCACCAUGAAGGUUGUGUCCGUGCUCUACAACGUCACAAUCAACACCACAUACUCCUGUAUGAUUGAAAACGACAUUGCCAAAGCCACAGGGGAUAUCAGAGUGACAGACUCUGAGAUUAAAAGGCAAAGUCACCUACAGCUGCUGAACUCAAAGGCUUCCUUGUGUUUGUCUUCUUUUGUUGCCAUCAGCUGGGUACUCCUGCCUCUCUGUCCUUACCUGAUGCUAAAAUAAUGUAGCUGGGCUACACAGAAACAUGCAAAGUCAUUGGUAUGACAGAAUCCCAGGAAUCUUCAGAAAUAUUUCACCACAAGAUAUGACCUAGUUUUAUAUUUCUGGGGGGAAAUGAAUUCAUGACUAGAAGUUGAGAGUGAACAAAUAAGAUCAAGAAGCAAGAAGCCAAAAGCAACCCACAGAAGACUUCAAUCUGAACAAGAUAGAUUUAUCUUCAAAGACAUAUAUUAAAAGUUGGGAAAGUAAUUCUUUUGAGCUAGAGAAGUGUGUUAGGACUGUUAAGUAAAAUGCAUGUGGAAACAAGUGUAUCACCACAUCUCAGGGACCUCCUCAAACACAUCCCCACCAGGGGAGUGAGAGAAUGGGAUACCGCAUCCCUCUUGUCUCUGAAUCUUUAGCUAUUUUGCUGUAAUGUUGCUCUGAGGAAGUUCCUAGAAAGUUUUGAUUGCAAUAUAUCCAUGUUUUAUAAUCCACAAAUUGUGGUGGAUUCAGCAAGCUGCUGCUGAUUAGCUGCCACUUCACAAUUCAGAGGCAGCCACAUUUUAGUGAUAGGUAAAAAGAUUCACUUUUCAUUACAAUUCAAAAGUGCCCCAUAUAUUCUCCCACCUGGUACAUGCUCAAGAAAUGUGGGAAAUGAUCAUAAUGUUAACAUGAAAAAUACUGUUGGGUGGCACUGAUUUUCUAAACUACUUAACCAUGAGCAUCUUAUUUUUAAAACAAACUAAUGCCAUUUUACUUCAGAUGGUGUUCAUCCUUAAAUUAAUGAAAGGAUUUCUCAUCUUGACUAUAUGUGGCAUUAUACCAUCAACAAGACUUGAUGGACAGUGGUCACCUCAGCAUCUAGAGCAGUGACACUCAACCAGAGUGAUUUUUCACCACCCCAGGAGACAUCUGAACAUUUUGGAGAUGUAGUUGUUAAAACUCGGGGGAAGGGUGCUACUGGCAUCUAGUGGAUAGAACCCAGGUAUACUGCUCAACAUCCUACAACAUACAGGCCAUCCCCCCACAAUAAAGAAUUAUCCAGACUGAAAUGCCAAUCGUGCCGGGAUUAAGAAACCCUGAUAUAGAGUCAAAAAGGAUCUAAAAAAGAAGGAGCAAACUUGUUUGCUUCUUAAAACUGAGCAUUAGCCUUUGUCUCCUUGGCUGCUGCCUCAGCAGAGUUAGAACUCAGUUUCAGGCAACCAGGAAUUCCUGAUGGGAUCAUCUUCAGCUGGUUGAGCUUCUAAGUUCUUUUAUUCCUACUCUACAAAUCAAGUCCUAUGAGAUUGCUGCUUGAGUUCCAUCUCAAGUUCUCUCACUCUGAAUUUAGUCUCAGGACCCUGCCUAAGGCAACAAAAACAUGUAACUUCCUUGAAACAGAGACUUCUGAAAUCAGGGGCAAUGAAAUGAGGCCCUGAAGAACGAAGCUUUGAUAGAAAAGAAUGUUUUGUUUCUAGCCACCUCCCACAGGUGUUGACCACUGCCUCCCUGGCACUUUGGACCCACCAUGGCUGUAUUACAUUUUGUUAUACAGAAAAGUUGAUUUUAGAGUUCUAAUCAUUCAAGAGAAUGAUUAAAUAUACAUUUCCUAUGCUGUU